This is a messenger RNA of Ostreococcus tauri, 1077 nucleotides long. RefSeq names its product Diacylglycerol kinase, catalytic domain. The record is from RefSeq and is a predicted model, not a curated record. Bases 1 to 1077 code for a protein of 358 amino acids. The transcript has a single exon. NCBI's taxonomy places the organism in Eukaryota, Viridiplantae, Chlorophyta, Mamiellophyceae, Mamiellales, Bathycoccaceae. Gene Ontology annotation, molecular function: kinase activity.
AUGGACGACGCGCGUCACUCACUGACGCACAACUUUCUGAACGACCGCGCGUCGAUGCGUUUCUGCGGCGUUCCCUUGCUCCGCCCGGACGCCUCGACGCGAGCGAACGCGCGAACGCUUCGCGAUGAUCCCAACGCCGCGCUCGAGCGAAAAAUUACGGUGAAUUCCAUGCUCGUCGUCGCGAACGGGGCGAAAGAUGGGAAGGAUUGCGACGAGGUGAAACGCAUGGCAUCCGCGCGAGGCAUCGCGUGUUCGGUCGUCAAGACCACGGGCGUGGGACACUGCGUCGAGAUCGUUCGCGAUGCGGACUUGAGCGGCGUGGACGUCGUCGGCGUCGUGGGGGGGGACGGAACGUUCCGUGAGGCGGUGCAGGGAUGGAUCGAGCGGGCGAGCGACGGCGAGACGGUUACGGAGGAGACGGCGCUGUUGGCUUUCCCGUGCGGGACGGGGAAUAAUUACGCGAGAGACUUAGGAGUGAAGACGAUCGAGGACGCGUUCGGGAAGGUGGACGCGGGGAAGUGUCGUAAGGUGGACGCGGUGAAGGUACGAGACGGCGACGGCGCCGAACACGUCUCCGUCAACGUCGUCACCUGGGGCAUGGCGCGAGACGCCGCGGAGACCGCGGAGGGAAUGCGAUGGAUGGGACCGCUUCGAUACGACGUCGCUGGAUUAUGGCACAUCUUGCUCAACAAGCAAAACAAGGGCACCAUCGGUGUGAGCGAAUCUUUUGAGGGAGAAAUCGCGAGCGAGACGAACGAUUACUUGAUGCUGUUCGCCCAAAACACUCGCUGCAGCGGUCGCGCGUUCGCCUUCACCCCCCUCGCCGAGCUCGACGAUGGUUUUUUCGACGUCGUCGUCUGCGACAAGGGUUCGAUGCUUCGCACGAAGAGUCUCUUCGACGCCACCAAAUCCGGAGGCGGCCACGUCGAGGACGCGGGCGUGAAAUACGUGCGCGCCAAGCGUCUCUCUCUGAGCACCGAGUCCCCGGGCGAGCGCGUGGGCAUUGACGGUGAGCUCACCGUCCCGACCCCGAUCCACUUGACCGUCUUACCGGGUGCUUUCACCACCUUAGUCUAA